Monascus purpureus is the source of this 558-nucleotide messenger RNA. The record is from the annotation of a GenBank genome assembly. NCBI's taxonomy places the organism in Eukaryota, Fungi, Ascomycota, Eurotiomycetes, Eurotiales, Aspergillaceae.
AUGGCAUCUCCGACCAAAGGAAGGACUGAUAGCCUCCUGGGUCUCUCAAUGAAUGAUGCUAGAAUCCUCUUGCUGGGAAUCCUCACCACCAACAAAGACAACAAGGUCGAUUAUGAAAAGUUGGCCCAGAAGGGAGGCUGGAAGAAUGGCGCCUCCGCUGGUGUCAUGUAUCGCGGCGCCUACCGAAAACUCGCUCAGUUGAACGCUGGAGACGGCAACGAGACUUCUGCUGGCCCUGCUGCCGACAUUUCCACUGAUGCUCCUGCAGCUACUCCGAAGAAAGCCGCUGGCAAACGCAAGAAAGCCGCUGCCACUUCUAUGGGGGGUGAAACCCCUGACGCUAAGGUCGACGAUAGUAGCGAUAUCGACACUCCUACCAAGCCGAAGCGUCAGCGCAAGGCUCCUGUUAAGAAGGAGACUGGCAAUUACCGUAAAAUGGUUGACGAAGAACCCAGUAAGGUGACCGUCAAGACUGAGGGUGGUCCUAAGGAUGAGAUCGAUGUCAAGGACGAAGAUGAACUGAGCGCAUCUUCUAUCCUUGUGCCUCUGUCCCCUUAG